This is a messenger RNA of Fusarium oxysporum Fo47, 975 nucleotides long. RefSeq lists its product as uncharacterized. The transcript has a single exon. The record is from RefSeq and is a predicted model, not a curated record. NCBI's taxonomy places the organism in Eukaryota, Fungi, Ascomycota, Sordariomycetes, Hypocreales, Nectriaceae. The coding region runs from base 1 to 975 and encodes 324 amino acids.
AUGAACUGCUACUCCAGCGGCCUGACCAACACUGGUCAACAGUCACCACUGACCAUUCCCCGAGACCAAUGGGGAAUUGCCAGCUCGAGUAAUGCACCCGGGGUCGCAGUAUGCUGUUCUCUUUGCGGCGCAUGGAGGGUUGUCCCUGUUAUGGCAUCCUCCAAUCUGUUUCGCCCAGCGACGUACAUGCCAAGUCAACUAGACUCUGACUCAAAUUUUAUGUUUCCGCCCCUUAGCGAAGUCCUCCAACCCUUGAAUUUCGGCCAAACAAAUAAUUUUACCCCGUCCGUCAACGAAGUCAUGCAGCCACUGCAAUCCAGUCAACAAACUGGUUUUUUUCAACCUCUCAAUGAAGUCCUUGAACCCAUGGGCGACCUCGCUCAGUUUAACAACACUCCCUCGUUGUCGACAGGUAACCCCAUCCAGACACCAUACAUGCCCCAUCCGACCAUUUCAAACGACGUUCCAGACAUGGGCGACUUGCCAAUACAACCACAAGCUGAUUGGCCCGUAUACUCUAAUCAGGACAUCACUAGCCCUGCCUCUAUACCGCAAAGCCGCUCUCCGACUAAAGGUAUAAGUGGUGUUCAAGAGGAUGGGACAUACCCGAAAACAGUGUCUGCAGCGGCAUCGGAAGACACCUUGCAGGCGCUUUUGGACCCUGAUGAGGCAGAUACGGAAGAUGGAUUGGAUUCACUGACAGAAAUAGAGCGCUGUGUUGUUCAUCUCAAGCUGGAAAAUUGGACCUGGCAAGCCAUCACGGAAGAGGUCAACAAAAUGGGAGACAACGUCAAGAAAGCGACACUAACCGUAAGGUUUCAAAGACUCAAACAGCGAAACAAGGCCGUUGCGAGACUUUUCACGCAUCACGAGAGGACCGGUGAACAGUCGCAGAAGAUGGUUCAAUCAGCGAAGAAGAAACAAAGGUCAAAGAAAGGGAAAGGACACGUUUCAGCCAUGAUAGAUCCGCUGUAG